CUGGACUGGGAGGAAUUCCCCUUUUGGCGAUCUUCCUGCUGACGCGGCGGAGAAUUUUGCCAAGAAUCUUUAUCCGGAGCGCCUGGUACAGGAUCCGAUGGAGGAGAGGCUGCAGAGUCGCGCCGAAGGAGGGCAGAAUCUCAUCUCGAGCAAUCUUCUGGGCGGCAUCAUGCGCAUGAUGGGCCUGGACAGUGGAAAGCUGGGCGCUCUCGUGAUCAACGGACUGAUUUUCAUUGCCCAAAUGGUAAAGAAUGGCACAAAGUACUUAACGACAGUGGCAAAGGAUUGGAAGGUGACUUAUGAGAAGGGCGACAAGCAGAAGGAGGACAAAUUGACCACCACCGGAUUCACUGGAGUCUCGGUGUAUAUAAAGUCACAGAGUAGGAAAAAUCCUUUUCCUAUUGGCAAGAGUUUGGCCGCGCGGAUGUUCCCAGCAGCUUCACCUCUGACCGAUCCGCCCACUCAGCCGCCCAUGGGCAAUUACCAUCCCGCCGAGGACUCGCAAGCGUCAGAGUCGAUCAGACAGCACGAGUUUCGAUCGACAGACGAGCCGAAGGUUAGCGUCACGGAAGAGAGUACGCGAUCAGGUUCACCACUGGAUUGGAUCUUAACUAAUUCCUCACCACACUUGAACAGACUCAUGAUGGAUGCGCGCCACAGCAACCUGCCGCAGCGCCUGGUGGAGCUUGUGGCCGCUGGUCAGAGCGGCUGGACUGAGGGCGAGUGCAUCUUGCGGCUGCUGUGCAAGACCUCGCCCUUCGUGUGGGCGAUGCAGCGCGCGAUCGGGGACAGAAUCGACGGUCCGGCGGAGGACAAUCAGACGGAGAAUGAGGGCAUCUUGGACACCAUCAUGAAGCACCUGCCGGAUGGCAAGGAAGUGGAUCUGCACGGGGAUGCGUGCGAAGAGAGAUAUCCCAACUGCAGAGUUUACACCUGA
Messenger RNA from Phlebotomus argentipes, 937 nucleotides. RefSeq lists its product as uncharacterized. The transcript has 3 exons. NCBI's taxonomy places the organism in Eukaryota, Metazoa, Arthropoda, Insecta, Diptera, Psychodidae. The record is from RefSeq and is a predicted model, not a curated record. The coding region runs from base 98 to 937 and encodes 279 amino acids.